Acanthoscelides obtectus is the source of this 1936-nucleotide messenger RNA. NCBI's taxonomy places the organism in Eukaryota, Metazoa, Arthropoda, Insecta, Coleoptera, Chrysomelidae. The record is from the annotation of a GenBank genome assembly.
CACAUCUCUAGCAUGCUGCAGCGCCAUCUGCACCUGUCAAAUCGGUAACCUUAACUUUGCGACUUCAAUUUUUAUUUUUUCAUUUUCGUUUUGUAUGCCGCGUGGUAAUGUUGGGUGAGUGACAAUUGAUCAACAUUUUUCAAAGUAAUCGUCUAGAUGUUGUUAAUCUGCUUCUUCGGAAAAGAGUCUCUAAGUACUAUCCCUUCAGGCGCUGUGGAUAGUUUUCAACAAUGUGCGAGGAAAAUGAAGAAUUUAGGGACACCACUAUAAGAUUAACGGGUGAUAACAUAUUUCGAUUGUCGUUGCAAAACACAAGAAAAGUGAGCGAAUUCAAAGCUGGUUUGCUAGAAAAAGAAGCGAAAAAGAACUGGGAUCUUUUCUACAAACGCAAUGAGACUAGGUUUUUCAAAGACAGGCAUUGGACCACACGUGAGUUUGAGGAACUCUUGAACCACCACGUGGAUGGACAAAGGACUCUUUUCGAAAUCGGAUGCGGAGUCGGUAAUUUCAUAUUUCCUUUGAUCGUAGAAAAGCUGAAUUUCCACGUGAUCGCGUGCGAUCUGUCGCCACGUGCUGUGGAAAUCGUGAAAAGCAACCCAGCAUAUUCACAAAGCCAGAUCCAUGUAUUCCAAUGUGACAUUACAACUGAGGAUGUUUUUAAAGAAGUAGAACUAGGCACAGUAGAUAUUUGUACCUUAAUCUUUGUGCUUUCUGCAAUACAUCCUGACAAGUUUGUUCCAACUUUGAGAAGAAUUUAUGAACUUCUAAAGCCUGGAGGUCUUCUACUAUUUAGAGAUUAUGGAUUACAUGAUAUGGCUCAGCUAAGGUUUAAGGCAGGUAAUAAGAUUGAUGAGAAUUUCUAUAUGAGACAGGAUGGUACAAGAGCAUAUUAUUUUUCUGUGGAAUACUUGAAACAGUUGCUUAUAGAAGCAGGAUUUGAAAUAUUGGUCAACUGUUAUGUUCAUAGAAGAACUAUCAACAAGAAAGAGAAUGUUGAUGUGCCAAGAAUAUUUGUACAAGCAAAGGCAAAGAAACCUUGUUGAUAAUAGUGAAGAAAUAUCUGGAAUCUGGUGCAUAAGAAAAUUAUGUUGGAACUAUCUUUAUAUGUGAAUUAUGAUACUCAUUUUGGUUGGACAAAUACAGAGGCAUGGAUAAGAGCUGGAUCUGCUGUUAGCUAUUACUCAAGAAGAGAGAACAAUGAGUUAUGAAGACAUUCAGAUGUGCAAAGAAAUUAUACCAAUAAAGCUGUGCUCUGAGUUAGGAUAGACAUGGAUGUUAGAUGGGUAUGGACUUGUUAAUUCCAGCUGUAUUGAACAUCAAACUGCAAAAAAAACAGAAAGUUAAAAUGCCUAACAAGAAAAUUGAAGGUGUUUUUUUGAAGAGUGGAGCUGUUCUACUGCAAAAAUGCCCAACAAGAAAAUUGAAGGUGUUUUUUUGAAGAGUGGAGCUGUUCUACUGUUGGAAUCAAUGGAUAACAAGAAUUAUGAUUGAAAUAAAAUGGACUGAGAUUGCAAAUGAACUGGCAAACAGCUGUUUUAAUGGUUUUUGGGGGUAGGUACUUGACUGCUUUGGUGUUUUACUAAUAAGGUUCUACUAUUCAAGACACCACAAUUUUAUGUUGCCAUGAGAAAAAGCUUAAUGUCUUUUGCAGUUUGUGACUUGAAGCUUUUUUGUUUUGUAGAUGAAUUACUGCAGAUUGUGAUACUUCAAAUACGUUUUCCUUGAAAUAAAUGUUUAAUAUUUCCACUGAACUGUUUUUAUUAAUCCGCAAUUUCACCUUAAUCUGAUCAAACGACACUGAGGGAUAAAAUUCAAUAAUGAGGGUAAAAGUGUGUUGGCAGGGGGACGUCAUCCAUGGACUGACAUUAUUGUCAAUCCACGAGUUCGAUAAAAAAUUCCCUUUUGUCAUGAAAUUUUCCUUGAAUUUGCAAAGUGU